CGUGAUAUCCAGUUCCCACCACCUAAUAUUCCACCUAAACAGGCCUGGGUAGAAUCUUUAAGUACAAUAGAGGAAAAUAAAGUUGGUUUGAUUGACUUACAUCCAGAUAUAUUUGGUGCCUUUCCAAGAAUUGAUAUAAUACAAGAAAAUAUUACAUGGCAAGUGAAAUAUAGAGUCAUAGAUUACAGAUGUUUAAAAACAAGAGCUGAGGCAAGAGGUGGUGGAAGAAAACCUAGACCACAGAAAAAAAGUGGCCCCAGAGUAGGAAGUCUUAGAUCACCCUUGUAUCCUAAAGGUGGUUCUGCAUUUGGACCUCGAGGACCUAAAAGCAACUUUUACAUGUUAAAUGAUUCAUUAAGAACUCAUGGUUUGUGUUCAGCCUUAUCUAUAAAACUAGCACAGAAUGAUUUGUAUUUUGUUGAUUCUUUAGAAAUACCUUCAGAUGAACAAGAGUAUAUGGAAGAUUUAGUAGAUGCCAGAUUUUGGGGAUUCUCUCUAUUAUUUGUUGAUGACACUGAUAUAAUGCCUAGAAAUAUUACAUUAGCUGUAGAAGAAAAACCUAGUUUUAACCUCAUGCCACUUUAUGGGCUAAAUGUAUACAGUAUAUUAAAACAUGAAAAGUUAGUGUUAACAACAGCAGCAGUGGAAAAAUUAGAAGAAAAACUUUUAUAUCAGUUACAUAGAACUGAGAGACAAAAGCCUUAUAUAUUAGAUAGAUAG
Lottia gigantea (owl limpet) is the source of this 720-nucleotide messenger RNA. RefSeq lists its product as hypothetical. Gene Ontology annotation, cellular component: ribosome. The record is from RefSeq and is a predicted model, not a curated record. Lineage: Eukaryota; Metazoa; Mollusca; Gastropoda; Lottiidae. The transcript is spliced from 8 exons. The annotation marks the transcript as partial. Gene Ontology annotation, molecular function: structural constituent of ribosome. Gene Ontology annotation, biological process: translation.